GGCUCUGCCACACAAAGUUCGAGAAAUAUCAAUUGUUAUUUUUUGUUUGGUAAAUAUUAUGUAAAUUUCCGUGGCUUUUGCUGAUAUUAGCUCUGAAGAUUUCGAUCGCACUACGCACUUCUUUAUAACCGAAUUGCUAUUUGAAGACGGGGUGGCGGAUAAACACUGUGUCCUGUGACCUUGACAUCAACGUUCAGGUUAGAUCACGUGUAGCGCCAAGGUUGGGAGGCCUGGCAAUAGCCGACGCGAGAGGACGGAACAUAUUGGAGGAAAAAUAUCAGCCCGGCGGGGCACCCUCGGCAGCGGAAGGCAUGGAGACCUCCGCACCAGCUAGGGACCGGGCGGACAGCACCGCUGGGUCUGACGAGGACGUUGACAUUGGGGAAGCCUGUCCACCACCCCGAUCAAGCUAUGAUGAGACCCAGGGGCAGCCCCCGGAGAGAGAUAGUCUAUCGGAGCACGAAGGUAUCACGGAAGAAGAGGCACGUGAGGCCCUGGUGCAGUAUGUAGCAAACCACUGCUGCUAUGGGAAGAGUCCUGCUCAAGACCUCACGUUCACAGACAUCAAACGUUCAUGUGCAUUCCACUAUAUAUUGGAAACAUUUGGUGAGGCGAGGAAUACUGCCUUGGUAUAA
Molecule: messenger RNA, 635 nt
Organism: Branchiostoma floridae (Florida lancelet)
Lineage: Eukaryota; Metazoa; Chordata; Leptocardii; Amphioxiformes; Branchiostomatidae
Product: protein SSUH2 homolog
Exons: 6
Coding region: 312-635 (107 amino acids)
Source: RefSeq, a predicted model, not a curated record